This is a messenger RNA of Silurus meridionalis, 2386 nucleotides long. RefSeq lists its product as uncharacterized. Gene Ontology annotation, cellular component: cytosol. The record is from RefSeq and is a predicted model, not a curated record. Lineage: Eukaryota; Metazoa; Chordata; Actinopteri; Siluriformes; Siluridae. Gene Ontology annotation, molecular function: mRNA binding. The transcript has 2 exons. The coding region runs from base 229 to 1224 and encodes 331 amino acids.
AACAAUAGUAGUAGCAAGCCAGCGCACAAGGUUGAACCGAAUCAAAGCAUCAGAAUCGACUCUUGAGUCAUGGUGACGUGAUUCCUUUGAAGGUCACUUCCUGUGUCUACAGUAGCUGCAGGGGAUCAGUGGUGAUUGGUGUAGUUUUGUAUUUACGGACUGUGUCCAUUUUCCAGGGAACCUGCUUUACCCGUCCAAAAUCCAGUGUCCCGGGCGCAGCCACUAAAAAUGGUGAAGAUAUUUGUGGGUAAUGUAGCUUCAGCCACCACGGAAGCAGAACUGCGCGCAUUGUUUGAACAACACGGUGUUGUGUCAGACUGCGACAUCCUGAAAAACUAUGGCUUUGUGCACAUGGACGAGGAGGACGCGGCCCAAAAAGCGGUCGCAGCUUUGCACAAGCACGUGCUCAACGGCUCGCGCAUCACCGUAGAGUACGCCACCACCAAGGUGCGCAACGCCACCAAGAUCUAUGUGGGCAACGUGCCCGAGGGUGUCACAGCUUCCAAAAUCAAGGAGCUCUUCCAGCCAUAUGGCAAAGUGGUGGAGUGUGAUAUUGUGAAGAAUUACGCGUUUGUUCAUAUGCAGAGGGAAAACGAGGCCUUGGAGGCCAUCAGGGAGCUUAAUCAUACCAAAUUGGAGGAUCAAAAAAUCUUUGUGUCCCUCUCUCGCAGUAAUCAAGCCAAAAAUAGCAGAGGAGAUGACUAUUUCCCGCCUCCUCCUCAUCACUAUCCGCCCCAUCCGCACCACCCUCCUUACUUGCCCCCCCGUCCUCCACUCGGCGAUUUCUAUCCGCCUCGAGGUCGUCUUCCGCCGCCACCACUCCCGCCGCCACCUCCGCGCUCCUACUAUGACCGUGACGCAUAUGAGAGGGGAGUUCGCCACGACCCUUAUGCCGCCGCCCCGGACUUUUACGAGCGGGACCCCUACGAGCGGCGCCCUCCGCCUCCGCAGCGACCCCCUUCGCCUCCCGUUGCCCCUCGCUACUACCGAGAGCGCAGCCCUAUGGGCAGUCGUCGGUCUCUGCUGCCUCCGCCGCCCCCACCGCCUCCGCCACCGCCUCCUAGCUACAUGCGCAACUAUGCCCGUGGCGCUUCGGGUUCUGCACUUCCUCCCCCGUCCUCCGCCGCAACCUCCGGCUAUCAGCGUUACUCGCUCGGCUCAGGCUUUGAUAAAGAUGAUUACAUGGAGGACAAGUAUAGCAAUGGCUUCAGCCGUGGCUACUAAGCUUGCUUUGUCCAGAAAGUCUAUACAUUUCCCUUUUUGUAUAAGGCAAGCCAAUAAAACGGGCAGGAAUUAGGAAAUUUCUUACGAUGCUUGUAGCCGAUUCUCACAGUUUGUAUAGUGCAACUAAUAUUCUGUAAAACUGUUCUUAGACUAUUAGAAAAUUGUCAAAUGCUGAUUGAAUUUAGAAUUUAGACAGGUUUUUUUUUUUUAUAUCUAUAGCAUAAGAAUGUAGGUGUUUUUGCUUCGAGUAUCAUUUCAAGACGCAAGAUUUGAUUUCUUCAAACUUUCUUUAAUCAACUGUUCUCUUUUGCAUGUGUGUUAGUGUAGAUUGUGAGGGACUGCCUAGUACAUAUGAGUGUGUUGUUCACAUUGAUAUUAUUUGUUCCAGAGACAUAAUGUGCCCCUUUUUUAAAUGAAACCUAGCCCACACCAGCAUGGAUGACUUUCUUUUACAAAAAUCCGGCAUAUAUUAUUCCGCUAGAUUUAUUUUCUCAAAGCAUGAAAUGUGACUUGCAUGAUUAAGGAUGGUUUUGAUACAGACUUAGUCCUGUUAAACAUAAGAAAGAGGAGGAAGAGGGAGGAUGCUGUUAAAUAUGUGGUAGUUGGCAGAACCGGGGGACGCCGACCCGACUGUACAGCCGCUCGAGCACCACAUCGACUCGGGCCGCAGCGCUUGGGGAACAAAGUCGCUUCCUAGGAAAAAAAACAGCGUCAACUAAAGGAAACUCGGGGCGGGGGGGGGGAACAAACGGCCACCCGCUACAUAAAACGAACACUACUACAACGUAGUCGUAUUGCUCCUAUAUAAUUGUGAUAAACCGUUCACACAGACUCUGUAGCCUUUCUUGAUAUUCAAGACGUUUUAACAUCUCGACACACUGGACAUGCUUGUGAUUAAAAUCAUUACCAGAACCCACAUAUUGUAGUCUAUCCUACGUGUGAUGGUGUUUCCCUACGUUCCUUAUGUUAAAAGAUUGAUUAAAAUGUACCUCUGAAAACCUCUCUCGACUCUGGAUGCAAGCCGAUGUCUCUUGAAGUUCUUGAACGGGUGUCCGAACGCAAGUCGAUUUUUGCUUGGUGUGCUUACUUGGAAAAAAAAAAAAACACUGUGUUAGCAAUCGCUGUCUCUCCAGCCGGUUAAAUAAAACAUCGAUUGAUAUGA